This is a messenger RNA of Alternaria alternata, 508 nucleotides long. RefSeq lists its product as hypothetical. The record is from RefSeq and is a predicted model, not a curated record. Lineage: Eukaryota; Fungi; Ascomycota; Dothideomycetes; Pleosporales; Pleosporaceae. Bases 128 to 466 code for a protein of 112 amino acids. The transcript has a single exon.
CAAAUGUAUUAAUUCCUCCCAAAAUUUAACAUUAACCCUCUUCCCAAGCACAUAUUUUCGCAUGCCUACAAAGAAUGCUUGUUAAACCCAAAAUCGACGGAUUCUAAAGUAGCUAGCAUAACGAACCAUGGUACUUCAACCUCUUCCUAAACGUACAAAAAGACGAUGUGAAAAAUCGACUCGCUUCAGAGGUCGACUCAAGUCUCCCAUAUGUGUAACAAAUGUUUCGGCGGUCAACUCUUCUGAAAACAAAUACGAGCAGCGUCAGGAUGAACAGACAAGAAACAUUUCGAAGAAGCACGACAGCAGAACAACAGCGUCUGCACACGCUCAAGAUAAACCGAAGACAAAUGCUGCAGACGCUUCAACCCCAGCCGGACCGACCGAGGCCAAAGUGGAGAAACUGAAAUGGCCGCUACCUCCAUCCUCAAUACAUGAUGGUCUGUUGUUCAGAAAAGUAGGAUGAUGUGACAGGGAAUUUGGUAACUGACAAUCCAUUUCAGCUCUA